Messenger RNA from Gaeumannomyces tritici R3-111a-1, 1832 nucleotides. Its product is annotated as short chain dehydrogenase. The record is from RefSeq and is a predicted model, not a curated record. Lineage: Eukaryota; Fungi; Ascomycota; Sordariomycetes; Magnaporthales; Magnaporthaceae. The transcript has 5 exons. The coding region runs from base 48 to 995 and encodes 315 amino acids. Gene Ontology annotation, molecular function: oxidoreductase activity.
UGUUGAUCCAUCAGAGGCAGCCCAGCCCUUUGCGGGAAACUGCAUCCAUGGCAACAUCAACAGACAUGAAAGUAGCUGUCGUCGUUGGAGCGUCUAGGGGGAUAGGGCGCCAAGUUGCGAUUGACCUUGCGAGGAGCCAAUACAGAGUCGUCGUCGCCGCCAAGUCCACAAGCGACGCGAAGACACUCACUCCAUUCCCGCCAGAUCCGAACUCACACGAGUCUACGAUCAAUACAGUGGCAAGGGAGAUAAGUGAGGCCGGCGGCGAGGCGACCGCUAUCCCUGUGGAUACAAGGGACUUGACCUCUGUCAACGAGUUGAUCGAACAGACUAUCAGGGUAUACGGCCGCAUCGAUGUGGUGAUUUAUAAUUCGGGGGCUAUAUGGUGGGCCGCCGUUCAAGACACCCCGAUGAAACGAUUCCAGCUUAUGCAACAAGUCAAUCCGGAAGGGUUGUACGGUGUUGUUCAAGCAUCCCUACCCCAUCUCAAGGAGAGGAAAACUGGGCGUCUGGUCGUUGUGAGCCCACCCAUUUACAGUCGCUUCGCGAGAGGCAAAACCGCCUACGCCAUGGGGAAGAUGGGCAUGUCGGUUCUCACCAUGGGCCUGGCCAUGGAUCUCCAGAGGGAGGGGCUCAGCGACAUGGCAAUCACAAGUAUCUGGCCUGCUGUUGCUAUCGAGUCAGCGGCCACAGUGAGAUUUACUCGAGAACACCCUGACGAGGCCAAGGAUUUGAGGAAGCCGACCAUUUUCUCCGAUGCCAUCUUGGCCAUCCUCAGGGCUCCUGCAUCUAGCGUGAAUGGGCUUCUGGCGCUUGACGAAGAUUUCCUCCGACUUCAUGGGGGCGUGACCGAUUUCUCUGGGUACUCCGUUGUCCCAGGGGCCUAUCCCCGAAGGAUAAUGCCCGUCAAGCUCCCCGACCUGACAGUUGAAGAGCAAGAUGACGAGGGAAAGAGGUACGAUAGCUCCAAGACGACGAGCGGGUCGAAGCUGUAGCUCUUGAUGGUGACAGAGGUUAUCUCUGGCAAUACGCAAGUAACGUUCCGAGCAUACCACGCACAGUCGGCGUGGACUAAUGUCAAUACUGCUGCGUGACCCCGCCAACAAGUGGUGUUCAUCAUACCCGGGUAGCCAGCCGAGCUUUCCUGGCGUCGUCUUCUCUGCGGGCCUCGCUUCGAGCCAAGAAACCCUGGCGCUCAGUGUACGAGUGCUUUGACUUGCCGGCGAGUUUCAGUUCGUCCUGAAUGCCUUCCUUGUCCACAUAGCCAGCCCAAUCAACUCGGCUCUUUUCCAACGUGGUGAGCUUCUUGGGCUCAGACCCGUUGCCCCCCUCUCUUGCCUUCAUUCUUGCCGCAAUGCCCAAGUUCAGGUCCGUUCGUUGCAUCAGUUGCUCCGGAGCCGGUUCGAAUAUUGAUCUGAACGCUUUCCUUGGUCUGCGCUUUGGUUGCUCAGUGCUACUCGGGUCUGUAGCUUCGGCUGACGUCUCCAUAUAUAACUUUGCCUCUGCCGAGUCCCAUGGGACAAGCUUUUCCUCGGUGUGGACUUUACCCGCGAAAUUUCGCGCUGGGGGCUGAGGUCGAUUCAUCUCGGCCCAUAACGAAUCGACGUCGAUGGUCACCUGUCCACUGGCGGCAAAGGUUUUCCGUUCGGAUUUCCUAAAGGAUAUCGUCAGCUAUUUCGGCGGCGAAAAUUGGAGAAAUGUGUGUAUGGUAGGUAUAGACAUACUCUAAUGCGCGCUGGCUCCGAGUUUUGAUCAGCCCACCCUGACCUCCGCUCUCGUCAUCUUGCCCGGCCUCGAGCUCCUUUCCUUUCCUGCGCCGCUUGUUCUUUGCC